UGUCAGGUGUCAGGUGUCAGGCCUACUUAGUGUCGGUCAACAUAAUACAUGACGAUAGCAUGAACAAUUUGCACAGCAACCGUAGUCUACAUUUAUGUAUCUUCUCAAGUAGGUGUAGUAAUCUAUGUUGUAAUUUAUUCUAUCAAAAAUGGUAUGCUUAUUAUUUACAUCAGAUCAUUGUAUGCUUUUGCAGACCUCAACUUCUACCGCGUCGUCAGACUUCACUCCUGUGCCGAUGGGCUCGAGGAGAAAGCAACGAACUCCACGGGGGGGUAGAAACAAACGAGGAGGGAAGGGGUCAAGGGACCUUGAUGCUGAGACUCAAAAUAGACUCGAAGAUCUGCAGAGGCGCCGCACAGCAGAGACAAAGGAAAAACUAGACUGUCUGGAGCCUGGCCAGAAGGACACGAUUUUGGAAAAAAUCCUAAACAGGUCUCCAGGCAUGAUGUUUGACGUCAUGUCACUGUUGGAGGAACCCCUGCACCCUGAACCCGACGGAGCUCUCCCCCACUGGUGUACCUGUGGACACUGCAGGGAGAUGGACACUGACCUAGAGAAAGUAUGCUGUCGCCAAUUGCCACUCAAUUGCAUCGGCAACAUGGCAUACAUGGCAUUUUAUGUAUUGGAUGAGGGGGUGUUGCGGCUGGCGAGGGCUGCUUGGAACGACGUUUUUGCUCUCGAGGACAGCCAAGAGCCAGGAGUGGAGCAGAGACAAUUUCGCCAUGCUGCAUACAGACAGUUUGUCCUGUGGCAGCAUGGCCGCCUUGGAGUGGGCAGACGGGUCGUCAUACCCAGCUGCUGUGUGUGGAAAGUGAGGGACACUUUUCCUGACACCAGGGGCCAGUACACGGGCUUCAGAGUUAGACGAUUAGAUGUUUAGCCAUUGUAAAUAAAAAUCUUUGUAUAUCGUUUUAAAAUGUUUCCGCCUUUUUUUAUACGACUGCAGUUUAUACACCUCAAUGUUACUUUAUAAAGUAAAUCAAUUUACAUCUGUAGCUGAAAAUAACAAACCUAAUACAAUUGUCUACCACCUGGAGAUUACCUUUGGAUGUGCGCAACACCUAUUUUUUUAUCUAAAUUUCAAAGAAUUUGUUAUAUGUAUCUUUAGUUUGUUAUAUUUGUUCAAUGA
Gadus chalcogrammus (walleye pollock) is the source of this 1129-nucleotide messenger RNA. Its product is annotated as P2X purinoceptor 7-like. The transcript is spliced from 2 exons. The record is from RefSeq and is a predicted model, not a curated record. Gene Ontology annotation, molecular function: purinergic nucleotide receptor activity; ATP binding; monoatomic ion channel activity. Gene Ontology annotation, biological process: monoatomic ion transport. Bases 149 to 880 code for a protein of 243 amino acids. NCBI's taxonomy places the organism in Eukaryota, Metazoa, Chordata, Actinopteri, Gadiformes, Gadidae. Gene Ontology annotation, cellular component: membrane.